Molecule: messenger RNA, 4389 nt
Organism: Quercus robur (English oak)
Lineage: Eukaryota; Viridiplantae; Streptophyta; Magnoliopsida; Fagales; Fagaceae
Product: pentatricopeptide repeat-containing protein At5g65560-like
Exons: 4
Coding region: 122-2872 (916 amino acids)
Molecular function (GO): protein binding
Source: RefSeq, a predicted model, not a curated record
CGAAAAAGGAGGUAUGAGGGGUCUUGGUUGUCUUCAAUGCCGUUAGGUACUUUGAGAAUGAAAUCCUCAAGCACCCCCAACACAAACGCCACAACCUCAUGACCUUCUUCCACCGCCCAAAAUGUUAAAGCCCCAUUGUUUCCUCAAAAACCCAUCUCCCAUUCACCUCCAAACCCUUCUCUCUCAAUUGGGUUUCCACUACUUUUCCUCAAAACCCAUCAGCAAUGGCUCUUCCGAACCCCCAAACUUGGUCUCCCAAAUCUGCCACAUCCUCUCUGAUCCCCAGUGGGAAAAAAACCCACACCUCAAAACCUUAGCCCCUAAACUCAAACCCCGCCACGUCUCCAAAAUCCUCCAAAUCCACAACAACACGCACUCCGCUUUGCGUUUCUUCUAUUGGUUCUCUCAGAGGCAUUUUCACAAACGGGACACGUGCUGUUUCGUGUCCAUGCUCGAUAGACUGUUGCGCGAGCGCAAAUUUGAGCAUGUGGACCACGUGAGGAUACAAAUGAUCAAAGCCUGUCGAAAUGAGGACGAGCUCAACAGGGCUAUGUCGUAUUUGAAUGAGAUAAGUGAAAAUGGUUUUGGGUUUACUUUGUAUAGCUUUAACACGCUUUUAAUUCAAUUGGGCAAGUUUGAUAUGAUUGGUUUAGCACAAGAUGUUUAUACUAAAAUGUUGAAUAGUGGGAUUACACCAAGUUUGAUUACAUUCAAUACUAUGAUUAAUAUUUUGUGUAAGAAGGGUAAGGUUCAAGAGGCAGAGUUGGUUUUGAGUAAGAUUUUUCAGUUUGAUAUGUGCCCGGAUGUUUUCACGUAUACGUCUUUCAUUCUUGGGCAUUGUAGAAAUGGUAACUUAAAGGCAGCAUUUGAGGUUUUCGAUAGGAUGGUGAAGGAGGGGUGUGACCCGAAUUCUGUUACGUAUUCAACGCUUAUUAAUGGGCUAUGUAAUGAUGGGAGGAUAGACGAGGCGUUGGACAUGAUUGAAGGAAUGAUUGAGGAAGGGAUUGAGCCAACUGUGUAUACUUAUACGGUACCAAUUACUUCAUUAUGUGAGGCUGGGCGUGUGGAUGAGGCAAUUCAACUUGUGGGGAGCAUGAGGAAGAGGGGUUGUGAUCCGAAUGUUCAGACAUUUACAGCAUUGAUCAGUGGGUUGUCUCGAGCUGGGAAGCUUGAGAUUGCAAUUGGGCUAUACCAUAAGAUGUUGAAAAAUGGUUUGGUUCCAAAUAAAGUAGCAUUUAAUUCUUUGAUAAAUGAAUUGUGUGCUGGAGUAAGAUUUGGUGUUGCUUUGAUGAUUUUUGAGUGGAUGGAAGGUCAUUAUAUGACGCCAAAUGCCCUAACUUACAAUGUAAUUAUAAAGGGAUUUUGCUUGAUGGGUGAUGUUGAGAAGGCAAUGGUUCUUUUCAACAAAAUGCUUAAAGCUGGUCCCUCUCCAACUGUGGUUACAUAUAACACACUCAUCAAUCAGUACCUUAAAUUGGGAAACCUGAACAAUGCUAUGAGAUUAAUGGAUUUGAUGAAGGCGAAUGGAUGUGAACCAGACGAGUGGACUUAUAGCGAACUUAUUUCAGGGUUCUGCAAGGGUGGCAAGCUGGAUUCUGCAUGUACUCUUUUCCAUGAAAUGGUGGAACGGGGUAUUAGUCCAAAUCAGGUCAGUUACACUGCUAUGAUUGAUGGAUACUGUAAAGAGGGCAAGUUAGACAUUGCCCUAUCAUUAUUUGAGAAGAUGGGGGGAAGUAGUUGCAGUUCAAGUAUAGAACCCUACAAUGCCAUUAUAAAUGGGUUAUCCAAACUUAAUCACUUCUCUGAGGCUGAGAAGUUAUGUAAGAAGGUGGUAGAGCAAGGAUUGCUACCAAAUGUCAUUACCUACACAUCUUUGAUCGAUGGGCUCUGUAGAAACGGUGGGACUGAUCUUGCAUUCAAGAUCUUCCAUGAAAUGGAAAAAAGGAAUUGCUCACCUAAUUUGUACACAUAUAGUUCACUCAUUUAUGGGUUAUGUCUAGAGGGAAAAGCUGAUGAUGCAGAGAGGUUACUUGAAGAAAUGGAGAGGAAAGGAUUAGUUCCUGAUGUGGUAACCUUUACUGCACUUAUUGAUGGUUUUGUUAUGCUUGGUAGACUAGAUCAUGCGUUCUUACUUCUUCGGAAAAUGGUUAAUGCGAGUUGCAAACCCAAUUACCGAACUUACAGUGUCAUGUUGAAAGGUUUGCAAAAGGAAUGUCAGUUGCUCACAGAAAAGGUUGUUGCCCAACAUGAAGCAGUGUACAGUUGCAGCUCACAUGAGAGAUAUACCAACUUUGAAAUAUUAUGUAGUCUCUUAACUAGAAUGUCAGAGAAUGGAUGCGAACCUACUGUAGAUACAUACAGUACUCUAGUGAGAGGAUUGUGUAGAGAAGGCAGACCAUGGGAAGCAGAUCAAUUGGUGGAGAAUAUGAAGGAGAGAGGUUUAUCUCCUAAUCAAGAAAUUAAUGACUCUCUAUUAGUUGCUCAUUGCAAGAACUUAGAAGUGGACCAUGCUCUGAAAAUAUUCAACUCGAUGACAAUUGGAGGCUUUAUGCCCCGCUUACCAAUCUACAAAGCACUUAUUUGUGCUCUCUGCAGGGUAAGUCGGGUGGAAGAAGCUCAAACAUUUUUUGAGAGCAUGCUUGAGAAAGAAUGGAAUAAAGAUGAGAUUGUUUGGACAGUAUUGGUUGAUGGGUUAUUGAAGGAAGGGCAGUCAGAUCCAUGCAUGAAGCUUCUUCAUGUUAUGGAAUCUAGAAAUUACAUUCUCAAUUUCCAGACAUAUUUAAUCUUGUCUAGAGAAUUGUCAAAAUUAGACAAAUCCAUAGAUACACAUCAAAUUGCUGACAAAUUGAGAGUUUUAAGGGACAUACAUUGAGUUGAGAUUCCUUUUAUAAAAUAUCAAGAUAUAAAGAUGCAGUGGACUCUCCAGAAAGACUUAUGAGUGACUUUCAAAUGGAAUCCAGUAAUCCACUGCCAUAGAUUACAUUCUUUUUCCACCUGGGAGGUGUAGAUUAAUUUUUGAGCCAGUCCCUUUACCACUCCAUCAUACAGUAGGUAAGCUGAAGGAUCAAGUGCUGCUCCUUGGAUGUUGUGAAUACACAGCUCACCACUUUUCCUAAUAAAUUAUAACUACAUGUAAGGUUUGCCAAAAUGACAACUGGAUUUGGUUCAGCUUUUAGUUUGGCAUGGUUAUUUACUCUUUGGUCUGGCUUUUAAAGACGUGUGCUUUUGAAAGGGGGCUUCAAAUGUUUUGGAGAAAAUAAACUUGGUAGUGGAAGCAGUAGGGAUUUAAAGAGGUGGAACCACUUUGUUUUCUUGGCAUGCUGGAUAAUUGGAGCUGGGUUUGUUGAAUAGGAACUGAGUUUCUUGGAAUUCCUCCUCUUACUUGUGUAUGCUGAGCCAAAGCAUUGGUCUUGAUGAGUUUGGUGAAGAAUUUGUUGAGUUUUCAACUAUUUGUUACUCUCUUUUGGAACUUUCUCUAGGAGGCUUGAUUUUGAUAACUUGUUCUGCUGGAGCUGGGGGUUUUCUCAAGCUUUCAAGGCUCUUUAUGAAGAUAAAUAGGUGGUUUUUGGUUAGGAUGUCUCUAAAUUGCAAGCUUUCUGGCUUUAAUGGUAGAUUAUCAACCUGUUCCAAGUUGAAGGAGGCAAAUGAACCUUUACAUGGGCCUAUUUCUGUUACAAAAUGGAGAAGAAAGCUUCUGUUUUUCUGUCUUUUAUAGUUUUUGUUGCUCUAGGAAGCAUUGGGCUUCUCUUAAGUUUUAAUCAUGGAACUUUAUGGGGGAAGGAUAAGGCUCCAAACUCUUGUAAAGAAAUAGCUCAAAUCUUGCUACAACAUUUUCAAUAUUAGCAAGUACCAGCUUCAUGCUUUAACUUCCUCAUUAUCUGAAUCAGAUCAGAUGACAUCCCUUCAGUGUACCGAAGAAUUAGGAUCCAAAAUGUAGUUAAGUGCUAGCAUUGCCUGUACUCUGCGUGUGACAUGUUCAUAGAUGCAGGAGUAUCACAAGCAACAUACAUGGGUUGUAUACAAUGAUGAACCAAGGGACUGGGCAAAGACAUGUUCAGAGAUGCAGGAGUUUCACAAGCAGCAUACAUGGGUUGUAUACAAUGAUGAACCAAGGGCCAAUGCCCAGUUUGAGAUGAGAACAUCUCCAGGAUGCUUAGCCUGUCAAUUGUUGAUGACAACCAUGUACCAUUUUUGUCUUGCGAUCUAAAGUUCCAUCAAUUCCGGCUAAUCAUCAGAUUUGUGAAAAGGUUAUGAAUUUUCAUGCAUGAACCAAGGGACUACAGGUGGGGUUGGGGGGAGAGAUAGUUUAGGGGUAGGUUUGGUUUAGAGCCCCAUUCAUACAUCAUGAGACAUUGAGAUGUUUCAACCUCUAAUCUGAGUUAUGAGCUA